AUGUUCACCGCCGCCGCCAUGUCGCACGCGCUGCCGCUGACCAGCCAGGAGGCGCUUUCGGGUGUCUUCGGCUCCAUCUCGCUGGCAUCAUGGAUCUUUCUAUUGGUACCCCAACUCAUAGAAAACUACAAGUCGGGCUCUGCAGAUGGCAUCUCGCUUGCCUUCCUCGCUGUGUGGUUCAUUGGCGACGUCACCAACCUUGCCGGCGCGCUCUGGGCGGGUCUCGUGCCGACUGUCAUUGCCCUCGCAAUCUACUUUUGCUUCGCCGACCUGGUCUUGAUAUCGCAAUGCGUCUACUACAACAUGAAGAACUCGCGCCGCGAUCGCAAGUCAUCGACGCGCUCCACCGAAAGCGUCGAGGCGCCGCUGCUCGGCCGCCGCGACAGCAGCAACAUUGGCCUGCCUGGGAGUCAUAGGCGCGAUUCCAUUGCAAGUCGCAAGCGCAGGGCGAGCUCGCUACCAACCAUCCCCGAUGUUGAAGGGGGUGCAAGCGAGUGGGUCAAGAACACCGCUAGCAUUAUUGGUGUCUGCGUUGUAGGCGCUGCAGGCUGGGCUAUUGCAUGGAAGACUGGUGUCUGGGUUCCACAGCCAACACACGGCGAUGCAGGCGAAUCAUCAGACAGCCCGCUCGGAGCUCAGAUUCUUGGUUAUGCCAGCGCAGUGUGCUACCUUGGAGCGCGCAUCCCGCAGAUUAUCAAGAACCAGCGCGAGAGGUCAUGCGAAGGCCUGUCGCUGCUCUUUUUCAUGCUGAGCUUGCUAGGAAAUGCUACAUAUGGCGCAGGUAUCAUCUUCCACUCGCAAGAAAAAGAGUACAUCAUGACCAACCUGCCAUGGCUAAUCGGUUCCCUCGGCACCAUGGUCGAGGACGUGACCAUCUUUAUCCAAUUCCGCGUCUUCGGCAACGGUGAAGCAUCCUCUGCUCUUGAGGCUUAG
This is a messenger RNA of Pyrenophora tritici-repentis Pt-1C-BFP, 933 nucleotides long. Its product is annotated as vacuolar membrane PQ loop repeat protein. The record is from RefSeq and is a predicted model, not a curated record. Gene Ontology annotation, cellular component: membrane. NCBI's taxonomy places the organism in Eukaryota, Fungi, Ascomycota, Dothideomycetes, Pleosporales, Pleosporaceae.